This is a messenger RNA of Rubroshorea leprosula, 1399 nucleotides long. NCBI's taxonomy places the organism in Eukaryota, Viridiplantae, Streptophyta, Magnoliopsida, Malvales, Dipterocarpaceae. The record is from the annotation of a GenBank genome assembly.
UCGGCUAUGGCGGCCAUGUGCCGCUCUGUUCUUAAACCAUAAACGUACUUCUCAUCUAUUCAGUUGGUGAUAGAAAACGAAGGAAACAGAAAUGGGGUUGAAGGGUGUAGUGAAGAAAGGCAUGGAGUUGGGGGAGAUGGCGUUCAACAAAGACGGUGGAGUCAUCAACUGGUUCCCCGGCCACAUGGCAGCCGCCACCCGCGCCAUCCGCCAACGCCUCAAGCUCUCCGACCUCGUCAUCGAAGUCCGAGAUGCCCGAAUACCAUUGUCCUCUGCUCAUGAAGAACUGCAGUCUCAUCUCUCAGCCAAAAGGCGCGUUAUUGCUCUCAAUAAGAAAGAUUUAGCCAACCCCAAUAUUCUCAAUAAAUGGGUACGAUAUUUUGAGUCAUGUAAGCAAGAUUGUCUUCCAAUAAAUGCGCAUAGCAGAAGUUCUGUUAGAAAGCUACUUGAACUUGUGGAGUUCAAACUAAAGGAAGUGAUUUCUAGGGAGCCUACCCUCCUUGUCAUGGUGGUUGGCGUUCCUAAUGUGGGGAAAUCAGCUUUAAUUAACUCAAUCCAUCAAAUUGCAUCAUCCCGUUUUCCUGUGCAGGAGAAGAAGAAGCGAGCCACAGUGGGUCCAUUGCCUGGUGUUACUCAAGAUAUUGCUGGAUACAAGAUUGCUCAUCAGCCAAGCAUAUAUGUCCUUGACACUCCAGGAAUACUUGUGCCUAGCAUUCCCAACUUAGAGACGGGGUUAAAGCUAGCUCUUGCAGGGUCUGUAAAAGAUUCAGUGGUUGGUGAGGAGCGUAUUGCACAAUAUCUACUGGCAGUUUUAAAUACUAGGGCCACCCCGCUUCACUGGAAGCAUCUAAAUAAGAAGAUGGAAGAGAUUAAUUCUGCUUCUGAUGGUAAACCUGAGUAUGAUUUAAAAGACCUUCGGCCAAGGAGGAGGAAGCCAGCAAAUGUGUCUGAUGUGCAGUAUGUUGAGGAUAUUGUGACAGCAGUCCAGCGUGCACUGUAUGGUACUCUGUCAGAAUUCAAUGGCAACUUGGAAGAUGAGAAUGACUUGGAGUGCCUAAUAGAAGAGCAAUUCGAAGAGUUGCAGAAGGCCCUGAAAAUACCUCACAAAGCUUCUGAAGCUCGAUUAAUGGUAUCAAAGAAGUUUCUUACUUUGUUCAGGACAGGUAAACUAGGUUCCUUUGUCCUUGAUGAUGUUCCUGAGGCUAAACCUGUAUCAUAAUGUAACCGAACGCUUCUCAAACCCAAGCCGCAUAAUUUAGGCUUCGUUUUUAUAGUACUGAACUGAGAGAUUGAUGUGGAUUGCCCUUCUUUUUAUCUGUACAUAUAGUUUCUCUUGUCUCGUUAACUACUUCCAGGAUCUGAAUUCUGAAGAUGAAAUGUCCUACUCUUUUUAUUUAAC